AUGUCAUCCCGCAACACCAUUCCAGACCCAGGCCCAGGCCUAGGCCCAAAACCCCCCUCAUUCGCCCUCCGCUACCAUGACUUCGCAGACGGCCACAGCGAUCUCACUCCCUGCCCUAGCACUUUUCCCUCUUUCCCUCUCUCCCAAUCCUCGUCCCGAGACUGGGAUACCAUAGAAGUGCACCAAAAAAAUCGUCUCCACUCCUUCACCACCCGCGAAUUAUUAAAUCUUGAUGCUAUUAGCGAACGACCUAUGGCUGCAUCUACACUAUCUAAUUUACCAAUAUUACCAUUAUUGAGAAGGAAUCAAUGGGAUAGUACGGGGAAGAUGUUUGGGAGGAAAGAGGCGAUUGGUAUUGAUGACUGGGGUCAAAGUGGGGAUGGAGAAGACGGGAAGUAUGGGGAGUGGGUUUCUGGGAAUGAACAUGUGUGGGAUGCAUUGCGGCCGAGUUUGGCAAUUGCCAUCCACGAAUUAAUCUAUGCCAUGGAAUUGAGUAGAAAUUAUCCUAAUCGCAACAUCAAGAUGAAAGCUUCACGCUUAUCCAAUGAACCAUAUUUUGAAGAUGAAGCUUUGGCCGAGUUGGGAUAUUCGUACGAAAAUGCCGUGGAUCAAUGGAGGAUACAUAGAAGCAAUACUCAAUGGAACAAUAUGGAGAAAUCGCCCCUUGGGCUACUGGCCAGUGACGCCUUGGCCAACAAUGGAAAUGAUUUAACUUAUACAACUUCCAUUGAAAAUCCCCAAAUUGACGGAGAGCCGCAACCUCCAGAUUAUAAAUACUUGCAUCCCAUUCCAGUUACAGUCUACGAAGAUGUACAAUCUGCCUCGUUUUGGGAGCACGCCGUGCGACCAUAUGGCCACAAGAUUUUGUACUACCGGACAAUGAAAGCUAGUGUUGGUAUAAAAGUCCAAGAUGAAUAUUUUUGGGGUAGAGAUGAUAUUACAGGACGAGUAAAUGUCUCUCCACUGAGAAAUGAACCAAAAUCUCUCGUAGAUGACAUGGAGCGACUCAAAAAUGUUACCAACUGGACACCAAACGAGAAUAGAGGAAUGAGAGCACUUGUUCAAAAACUCAAAUUAGAAUGGAGAACAGAACUUCCGCAUCCAGCCAUUCAUUUCAGCACUAUACUAAAUCAUUUGGAACUGGCGACGAUGUAUCUCUUUGUCCCGGAUGAAACGACUGGACUGUUUGAUACGGAGGAUCAAAAAGAAAUCAAUUUGAUAUCACAGGCUCGCAUCGAAUACACCUCAGGACAUAUUGAUAACUGUCAAGAAGUUAUUGCAUCGAUCAGUAAAAACGAAGACCAAUCCUCUUAUGCACUUACCUGCGCAGGCCUCUUGAAACUAGCUUGUGAUGUUAGAAGUCGUGAGAGAGUAUGGAAUAGUGUAGAUUAUGGGAUCACUACACAAUUUUCGGCGAGAAUUAGGUAUUUAACAAGGCUUUGUGAUGGAGGGAAAAGAGUAUGGAUAGAGCUACUAGGAAACUGGAUAAUAUUUGCGAGGGAUCUCAUGGAUAAUUCAGAUCCUGGAGAAGGGUAUGGUAUUUGGAAGCUUAGAAUGAAAGUCAUAGAGGGGAAAAGAAAGCUUGAGAGAGAUAUUGGUGAAGAGGCGCCACCUUAUCCAGGGCAGGAUAUUUAG
This is a messenger RNA of Sclerotinia sclerotiorum 1980 UF-70, 1635 nucleotides long. RefSeq lists its product with no specific name. Bases 1 to 1635 code for a protein of 544 amino acids. NCBI's taxonomy places the organism in Eukaryota, Fungi, Ascomycota, Leotiomycetes, Helotiales, Sclerotiniaceae. The record is from RefSeq and is a predicted model, not a curated record. The transcript has 4 exons.